This is a messenger RNA of Photinus pyralis (common eastern firefly), 1765 nucleotides long. Its product is annotated as facilitated trehalose transporter Tret1-like. Bases 117 to 1553 code for a protein of 478 amino acids. Gene Ontology annotation, biological process: transmembrane transport. Gene Ontology annotation, molecular function: transmembrane transporter activity. NCBI's taxonomy places the organism in Eukaryota, Metazoa, Arthropoda, Insecta, Coleoptera, Lampyridae. Gene Ontology annotation, cellular component: membrane. The record is from RefSeq and is a predicted model, not a curated record. The transcript is spliced from 3 exons.
AGCAAAUUUUCCAAGCACUUAGUGUUGGUGCACACUUUGCCAGACUAUUUGCAUCGUGAACCUACCUACACGAUUCGAGUUACUUACUUUUGUCGUGUAUGUAAGGGAAAUCGAUUAUGGUGAAGUUUCCGAACCUCCCAUUGCAAAAAAGGUCACUCCAAUACGCAGCUGCGUUUACGGCUUUACCAGCAACUUUAUCCAGUGGCCUUCACUUAGCAUGGACUUCGCCUUACUUACCACUCCUUUUAAGCAAAGAUUCUCCAAUUCCCAUGACGAACGAUGAAUCGUCAUGGGUUGCAACAAUGUAUAUGGCGGGUGGUCCCUGCGGAGCUCUCCUUAGUGGCGCUCUUUUGGACCGGGUAGGACGCAAGACUAUACUAUUAUCAUCAAGCCUGGCGAUCUUUACUACGUGGAUUAUAAUAGCGUUUGCGACCACAAUACAAGAACUUCUAGUUGGACGGUUUCUUGCGGGUUUUUGCGAUGGAUUAAUAUUUGGGGUAACUCCAAUUUAUUUUGGAGAAAUUGCGGAUGCGCAAAUUCGCGGACGAUUGGGUUGUAGCAUUGCCAUCACGUUUGAGAUCGGUAGCGUACUAAUGAACGUCAUUGGCUCAUACUUAUCCAUUCGACAGUCUGCGUUGGUAUGUUCGGCUAUUCCUGUGCUGUUUUUUGUAACAUUCAUCUGGAUGCCAGAGUCCCCGAAUUACUUUCUAAUUAAGGGUGAAACGGAGAAAGCCAAACGUUGUUUAGUUGCACUUAAAGGCGAAAAUAUUGAUGACACCAUGAGUGCAAUUUCGAGUGCCACUGCAGAAGAAAGUUUAAAUCGCACGCGAUGCGCUUCCUUAUUUAAAAAGGUUAACAGAAGAAGCUUGUUCAUUGUGGUAGCACUCCGCUUGACACAACAAUUUAGUGGCGUGAUCGCAUUCACGUUCUAUGCCCAAACGAUAUUUCGAGAAGCUGAGGAUGCAAUUUCACCCUUGCUGUCUACUGUGAUUUUUUAUGCUGUCCAGCUGACGUUUUUGUUGAUGAAUUCUCAGUUGGUGGACAGAAUCGGAAGAAGGCCUUUGUUGAUUACGUCAACGAUAGGUGUAGGUGCUGCGCUAUUUGCGGAGGGCACAUUUUUUUUAGUGCGAGAUGUCGUAGAACUAGACACCACGGCAAUUGCGUGGUUACCAGUUCUUAUUUUAAUUAUAUUUAUAAUUAGCUUUGGCUUGGGGUUGCAAACUAUGCCUCUCUUCAUUGGGUCAGAGAUAUUUCCACCGAAUGUAAAAGCAUAUGCUGCCGCUAUAUCCGAUGUUUGUUAUUAUGCUUUUGCUGGGAUGUCUUCAAAGUAUUUUCAGUUUGCUAAAGAUAAAUACGGAAUGUACGUUCCAUUCUUUUCGUUCGCAUUUUGCUGUACUAUUGGGUUAAUUUUCAUAAUAUAUUUCGUGCCCGAAACGAAAAACAAAACUUUGGAAGAUAUCCAAAUAGAACUAAACUUUCUGCAACAAGGUGAGCGAUCUAGUCAUCCAAAUGGCAGCAUGAAAUUUCAUUCCGAACAACACUUUCAAAAAUAACCUUCUUUUAAAGUCCAGAAUACCAACCUACAAGGGAGUAAUCUAACGCUAUAAGGGUUGGUUAACCAUUCCAUUAUUAGGAGAAUUCAUUUAUUAAAGAUAGUUCAGCUGUGCGCUAAAAUUAGGCAGAUAAUAAUUAAUAUCUGAGAGACCUAACGUAAGUAAUUGCUGUGAAAUAUAUGUAUUGUAUCAGAAAUACAAUGUACAGAACA